CGAUUAUAGCGUUAUUUCUUGUUUUUAAUAUAUGAAACUCUGUCGUGCUAUAUUACUACUAAUGGGAUCUAUAUAAAAUUAAAAACCAUUUUUUGUGUUCUGCUAAUUAGCUAAAACAAUUGUAAACCUUUUAUUUACCAACACUUUGAUUAAAGUUUUAUUUUAGUUGGAUUUGAUACUUUUUUUAUUUACAUUUAUUUUUAUACAUACAUUUAUACAUUUAUUUUUAUUUUUAUUUUAAACAAUGCUUUUAACACGCAGUCCAGAGAUCAUACAAUAAGAAGAGAAAGCAGUACAUUGCUUUAUCUGCAGAAACUCUAUUGAGUAUAUAACUUCUUUUCCGCUUUACUUUAGUAUGGAAGUCCACACAAUGACGUUGAACAGCCUACAUUGCACUGCCACGGAGCUUUCCUCCCUCAAAGCUUCUGCAUCUGCGCCUGCCUCGCCCAAGAUCACAUCAAAGAAGAAUAUUUCCAACAAUGCUGUCUCCGAGGCUACUAUCAUUGAACGCCUGAAGCAUAGUUCAACCUGUGAGCUGGAAAAGGAGUAUAAUGAACUGAAGAACUGGCACGGUUCUUUAACAGGCAAUAGAAGUGUGGGAAAAAGGAAUGGUUCGUUAAGUGGGGACUCCUCAACCACGUCAGCCACGCCCGGAACCAAAACAAUGGAAAGUGGUGUUACGAUGAGCUCUGCUAGUGCGAUGGCAUCCUUGACAAUUGUACCCGCCGUCGCCCAAAUUAAGAAGCGUAUCUCGAGCAGCCGAACUCCGACACGCAAAGCGCAUCGUAUCAAAUUCUUCCGCAAUGGGGAUCGUUUCUAUUCCGGCAUAACAAUACCUGUCUCCAAUGAACGGUACCGAUCCUUCGAGAGUCUUUAUGAAGACUUAACCCGGUUGCUUGAGGAGAGUGUCAAGAUACCUGGGGCUGUUCGCACGAUAUAUAGCAUGUGCGGGAAAAAGAUUAACACUCUCGAUGAGUUGGAGGACGGUCAGAGCUACGUUUGUUCCUGCAAUAACGAGCAAUUUAAGAAGGUGGAAUACAACACUGGCUCCCAUCCUUUGGUUAAUUUGACGUUGUCCAACAACAGUCGAUCGAAUAAUCAGCGAUUGGCUAAAAAUUAUAGACCCGCCUCUCCCUUAAAAAACGGAUCACUAGCAAGUAGCAAUGGACCACUUACAGUAUGUGGCGGAGGAGUGGACAACAGGAUUCCGUUGAACGCGUCCCGCUUUAUCAACCGUGACACUGUGGUUCAUCCUCGUAUAGUUACGCUGAUACGUAAUGGAAGUAAGCCCCGCCACAUUAUGCGUUUGUUGUUAAACAAGCGUAACAGUCCAAGCUUCGAACACGUACUGACCGCCAUUACCCAAGUGGUUCGCCUAGAUACGGGAUAUGUUAGAAAGGUAAUUACCCUUUCAGGUAUAUCAGUGGUUCAACUCGCAGAUUUUUUUGGACCGGAUGAUAUUUUCUUUGCAUAUGGGACAGAGAGAAUCAACACUGCGGAGGAUUUUAAGUUGGAAGCGGAGGAGCAACGUGCUAUUAAUGUCAUACGCAAGACCCUGCGCACGGCAGGGACCACCUGCAUGGGACCCAAGCCCAAGAUGCCUUUCAAGAGCAAAAAGGCUUAUCCCCCGUUGGUGGAUUCGGAGGAAUUUAAAGCCGCUCCCGCGCCUGAUGACCAUAGAGAGGCUGCUUUACUGAAAAACCCUGGCAUAGAGCUCGAUGACUUGCCAGCAGAUAUACGGGGCAGUUACACGUUGGGACAAAUUAUCGGCGACGGGAACUUUGCCAUUGUUCUGAAGAUCAUGCAUCGUCAAACGGGAAAUUUAUAUGCCUUGAAAAUAAUAGAUAAAAACAAAUGCAAGGGCAAGGAGCACUACAUUGAUGCUGAAGUUCGAGUCAUGAAAAAGUUGGAUCAUCCGAAUAUAAUAUCACUUAUAAUGAAUGUGGAGAAACAUACAAAUAUGUAUCUGGUACUGGAGUAUGUAAGUGGUGGCGAUCUGUUCGAUGCAAUAACUCAGGCCACUCGAUUCUCAGAAAGUCAAUCGCGAAUUAUGAUAAGGCAUUUGGCGUCAGCCAUGUCUUACCUGCAUUCAAUGGGCAUUGUGCACAGAUAUAUUAAGCCUGAGAAUCUCCUGGUAGAACUAGAUGAACAUGGAAACGUUCUUGAACUAAAGCUCGCUGAUUUUGGAUUAGCAUGCAAAGUAAACGAUCUUCUUUUUGCCGUUUGUGGUACCCCCACCUAUGUCGCGCCGGAGAUAUUGUUAGAAGUCGGAUAUGGUUUAAAGAUCGACGUGUGGGCCGCUGGCAUCAUUUUGUACAUACUACUGUGCGGGUUUCCACCGUUUGUGGCGCCCGAUAAUCAACAGGAACCACUCUUUGACGCCAUUAUAUCGGGCAUUUACGAGUUUCCAGAUCCAUACUGGUCCGAUGUAGGUGACGGCGUACGUGAUUUGAUCGCCAAUAUGCUGCAGUCGGAUCCGAACGUUCGCUUUACAAGCGAAGACAUCCUUGAUCAUUAUUGGACGAUGGAAAAUGAGCAACACGAAUGCAAAAAUUAUAGUAGAUGAAUUGUGACCGUGUAAAACGUUUACAUAAACUACAUUUCCACCCCACAGUAUUUAUGCGGGAUAAAUUUUUGUAUUAUGUAUCUUAAAAAGCUAUUAUAUAAGCCUUUAUUUAUUUAUACUUUUAACCGCAAACGCUAUUCGGGGAUAUUCAUGUAACGAUAUCCACAAAUUAAAAACGACCAUUCAAGAGUAAUGACGAAAAUAGCCGAAA
Messenger RNA from Drosophila subpulchrella, 2777 nucleotides. RefSeq names its product serine/threonine-protein kinase GE16371-like. Lineage: Eukaryota; Metazoa; Arthropoda; Insecta; Diptera; Drosophilidae. Gene Ontology annotation, biological process: intracellular signal transduction; protein phosphorylation. Gene Ontology annotation, molecular function: protein kinase activity; ATP binding. The coding region runs from base 356 to 2566 and encodes 736 amino acids. The record is from RefSeq and is a predicted model, not a curated record. The transcript has 5 exons.